Molecule: messenger RNA, 4313 nt
Organism: Gadus macrocephalus (Pacific cod)
Lineage: Eukaryota; Metazoa; Chordata; Actinopteri; Gadiformes; Gadidae
Gene: fancb
Product: FA complementation group B
Exons: 8
Coding region: 692-3310 (872 amino acids)
Biological process (GO): interstrand cross-link repair; positive regulation of double-strand break repair via homologous recombination; replication-born double-strand break repair via sister chromatid exchange
Cellular component (GO): Fanconi anaemia nuclear complex
Source: RefSeq, a predicted model, not a curated record
CGUCAACGACGCCGCCAUAUUGGAGAGGUCAAGACUGGCCUUUUGGCAAAUCCAACGGGGGAGCUGUGUGUACUCUGGCUAAGAAACACUAUAACGUUUACAUUUCUAAACAUAUUUCAAUGAGGCGUGUAUAUAUUUAUAUUCAUUCAUGAUAUAUAUUCUUAUAAAAUAUUAUUUAUUUUAUUUUUGUAUUUAUAUUUCUGUGCUUCACAUAGAUCACAUAUCCUUGAAUAAAAACGACUCAAUGAAAUCGAUAGAGAAAUGUAAACUAAAGUGCCUUUUAUCGAUUAAAAUCCGCGGCUCGCCCGUACACACGCAUUGGUUCACGGGCCAUUCUGUGCCUCCCCAAUAUGGCGGCUGCGUUGACGUACAACGCGGAUUCUAUCUCUGUAUGUGUAUGGUGGCUGCUGACUCAAAUAACGCUACUACGCGUGAAUAACAAACGAUCACCCAGCAUGCACUUCUGCGUUACAGGAAGCGCUCAAGUCAGCUUGGCGCCAGGCGCGUCAUCCGCCGGCUUGGUCAACUUUAGCGCGUGAGCGUCCAGACUCUGGACGGGUUCAGAAAGUGUAAUUCAUGGUUCUGCCGGUUAGUUUUUAGCGUUAUCUGUCAUCGCACCAGUUAAUACCUUGUCGAUAUUAAGCUCGCUUUUUACGAAUUUGAGAAGCAGUAGUAACUGUCCCAAAGCUUUAUGAUGGAUAUAGAGACCAGGGACGCACGGGGACGUGCGUGUCAUCUCCUGUCCUUCUGCGGAAGGUUUGGUUCAUUACAAUGCAGGCGUGGUGGUGAAAGCAAUGCAUCCGAGAUAUCGUUCCGCAGCCUCAAGUUCAACACAGAGCAGAACUCUUUCCUGGCUGCGGAUGACGUGCGUGUCCUAUACAAAAAGCGUGCUGCAGAUCUGAACAUUGUAACAUGUGCGUGUGUCUACGACCUGCAGACAAGAGUCAGUAGCCCGUUUAUUUUGCUGAAGAAGGGCAAUAAAGAGGGAAGCUACACCUAUAUCCUCCUCUCCCUCAAUAGCGCUAUGAAACAGGACACAAAGAUGACGUUUAAACUGCCCUACCAGCUGAGCGAGAAGGUGCACAUCAUGCACGGCCCGGUAGUGUGGUGGACCCGUGCAGGGGUGGGCUUCUCCGCUUGUGUACAGGAGGGACGUGACGUAGGAGUGGUCAGACCGACACACGCCUGUCUGUCCCGUCCUCUGAUUGGACUGCUACCUGUUCACAAAGGGGACGUAUUCAUACUUGGGCCGAUGGCCGAUCAGUUCCAGAAGGGCUUCUCCACAACGGAAAUAUCAGGACACCAAACACCGAGCCAGGGCCAUGGCUGUCUGCUGGGGAGGGCGGAGCUGUUUGACCCCAGCGUGAUGCUACCCCGCGCCUACCUCCCCAUCACCGGGUCCCUCCUGGUGCUCCGGGCUGACGCCGAGGGCGGCGUGCCGACCGGGUCGUCGGUCGUCGCGGCGACCUCUGAGAAGCAGCUGGUCCGCUUCGAGGACGGCGUUCCCCGAGACGUCUGCCCGCUCCCCUUCGACGCCCCCGAGGACCUCCGUGUGGCCGACACCGGGAGGAACGGCCGCCUGAUCGCGGUCUCCUUCGACCAGGGCCACGUCGCCGCGGUCUGGGAGGACGCCUUCCAGGUGGCGGCCCAUUGGUCCCUGGUGCGGUCCGUCCAUGUGGAGGACUUCCUGGGCUGUGGGACGGAGCAGCUGCUGUUGGUGUUUGAGGAGGAGGAGGAGGAGGAGGAGGAGGAGGGGACGGGACGUCCGUUCGAGAGGUUUCUCCUCACAGACCUCUGUGGCAUCUCCUUAUCGAGUGGUCAGAAGAACAGGGAGGGGUCUGCGUCUCUCCCCGCAGGACACAACCACCUGCUCACCUUCCAGGCUCUGGAGUCAAGGCUCCAGAGCGGUCUGUCGGUGGUCCAGGCCCUCCGGAGCGACGAGCGGCUGAAGCAGAGGGUCCUCCUGCAGGCCCUCCAGGCCCUCUCAGACAUGGUCUCUGGGAGGGAGACGGUCCUCACGCCCCCUGAGCAGGAGGGCCUGUUCUCUCUGUGGGACGAGGAGGCUGAAGCAGAGGAGGUCUGUGAUGAGGACAUGCAGGUGGAUUCUCCGGAGGGUCAGGUGAUUUCCUCCGGACCCCGGCUGGAUAGGCUGUGGCAUCGCUUCGUUGACGACCACCUGGUGGUGGGCGCCAUGGUGACGGUGGACGGCUCUAGCCCAGUGGACUGUGUGAGUUUAUCCCUCCUGACAAACGCCGGCCACGGCUCGGCGCCCGCGGCCCUCCAGACCCGCAGCCAAGUGUUCCCACUCCCCUCCCCCUCCUCCUCCCCCCCCCCCCCCGCCUCCCCCCCCCCGGGGUCCGCGGCCAAGAGAGGCAAGGCGGACCCCGACGACGGACCCGACCGCAGCGCCCCCGGGCCGCCGCGACGGCUGGCCGUUACCGCGGUGACCCGGCUGACGUCUCUGCUGACCCGGGGCCGGGUCAAGUGCCCGGUCACGCUCCGGUACGUCCGGAGAGAGGCGACCCCCGCGGGGAGACCAGCUCUCCAGAGAGAGACCGCCCCCGGGGAGAGAUCGGUGCAGGCGGCCCUCCAGUGCGGUCAGGUGACCCUGGAUAUCCGGACGGACUUCCACGGCGGCGCGCUGACCGACCCCGCCCUCACCACGGAGGAGGGCCUGCUGAGUGCGCUGUCGGUGCUGGACCGCUGGCUCUUCCUGCUGGACUCCCCCCAUCACAGCCUGGGCGACGUGGAGGACUGGAUGCAGAGGGCCGCCUGCUGCACCAGGUCGAAGGUCAACCCUCGGUACCUGGUGACCCACCCCCAGGGAGCGGCGGCCGCCAUGUUGCUCCGCUGGAGCCCCGCCUCCCCGUUCCGGGGGGAGCUCUCGGUACACGGCAGCCGGCUGCAGGCGCUGCAGUUCCUGGAGCGUCUCUGUGGCUUCCUGCUGGCGUCCUGCAGCGUGCGGCUCCUGGGGGACCCCGAGCCCCGGGCGGGGUCCCGGGUCCUGGCCCUUGCCCUGGAGGCAGAGGCCCUCCUGCUGAGGGGGGGCGCCUCGUCCCUGCUGAGCGGUGAGGAGGAGGAGGAGAGGCCGGGGCCCCCAGACGACCCCCCUGAGGAGGAGGAGCGCGGCCGGCGCAGGCGGGAGUGGGAGGAGGAGCUGGGGCGGAGCCGGCGGCGGCUCAGCCCCCCGGUGGACGCGGCGCGGUACUGCGGCCUGACCCGGGGGCUGUGUGAGGUGCAGCGGCGGGCCGACGUGGCGGCUCUGCUGCUGGGCCGGACGGGGUCAUGUGACCCGGCACUGCGGCGGUAGAACGGCCACGCCCGGGGAGACGGCGGCACGCCCACGCCCACGGAGACUGUGGCCACGCCCACGGAGAGACUGCGACCACGCCCACGGAGACGGCGACCACGCCCACGGAGAGACGGUGGCCACGCCCAUAGAGACGGCGAACACGCCCAAACCUGAGAGCCUGUUGUUGUGGAUCAGUGGGGGUGGGUGAUACAUGCGAUCGGCUCCUCCUUCUCCUCCGAAUAAACCCUCUUUGAUACCCGAGCGGAUGUGUUGUGCUCAUGGUGAACCCUGACAGAAAUAUUGAGCCUCUGGUAACUGAGGCACAUUGGACUUCUCAGAGAACGAAAAGCAAAUGCGUGUUUUAUGUCAUUGGCUGAGGAUACGGUCAAUGUGUCCCCCCCCAGAGCCGAUGUGCCAGUGUGUGCCUAGCCUUUUAGACCUCCUCUUGGCUGGGGGUGUGUGCAGCAGAUCAACCCAGUCGCCCAUGGGGACCCCCCGGGUCCUAACGCCUCGAAACUGUGGGAUUCAAGGUCCCAAAUCUGAUAGCGGGCUCAUCGUGUGUGUGUGUGUGUGUGUGUGUGUGUGUGUGUGUGUGUGUGUGUGUGUGUGUGUGUGUGUGUGUGUGUGUGUGUGUGUGUGUGUGUGUGUGUGUGUGUGUGUGUGUGUGUGUGUGUGUGUGUGUGUGUGUGUGUGUGUGUGUGAGACACAGCUGAAUCCCUGCUGUUUGUCGCUGGUGGUGAACCUCGCUGAUGUCGAGCCGUGAGUUCCACCGUAGAGCCACAGCCCCCAACGGCCGCUCUGGGCUUCAGCUAACGGUGAAAGCUUUUAGCACCACCUCUCACUCAGGGCUCGGCCGUAACUCUGUUAAAUGUCUUAGAAACAACAAGACAACAACAACAAACUCAGAUAUUCUGCGUCCCACGCCACGGCCGUAAGUGCUGGUAUUUAAAGCUCUUUCCUUUGUGAACCCGUAGCCUUAAAACCUUGAAUACAGAAAUAAAGAGACAGGUGUAUGAGUUUG